Owenia fusiformis is the source of this 3240-nucleotide messenger RNA. Lineage: Eukaryota; Metazoa; Annelida; Polychaeta; Sabellida; Oweniidae. The record is from the annotation of a GenBank genome assembly.
UUUUUCAGGUUAAUGGUGCAUGGUCAGAAUGGGGCCAAUAUGGGCAGAGUUGUAGCGACGACUGUUAUUCAAAAAGGGAACGUCGUUGUAAUGAUCCAUCACCGAGAUAUGGAGGACAAAAUUGUUAUAACAUGAACGAUGAUAAAGAGUAUAUGAAAUGCUAUUCCAUCAGUCCUAGUAGAUGUAGUUGUGUUCAUGGAGAAGUAAUUUGUGUUACCCGGGAACAUGUGAAGCGGGGCUCAUAUGUACCUGUUCAGAUGGAUUUUCUGGCGAUUUUCCAAAGUGCGAGGCGACAUUGGUUAUGGUUGAAAACGACAACAAAGUAUUAACGCAAUGCAACGACACUCUACCUAUCACAGCUAUAUACACAAACAUGUUGAGCAUAAACAGAAUCGAUGUGGAAUGGAAGACGAUCUUUCAAAAUUUUCCGCGACCUACGUUUCCUGACAACUAUAAGAUAGAGACUUUUAGGUUAGGGAUUACUGCAUCUUCAGGCCGUCUGUUCCUAGAAAGGGAUGGAAUGACGCAUCCAUCAGAUGUUUCAAUGGCGUGCGAAAUCGAGCCAGAUGAUUCACCAAGACAAGACACCGUAACUUGUAACUUCACAGAGGCCUUACCUUGGGGACAAUUCAAGCACAAUGACAGGGUACAAUUCACAGUUUCUGCGACAAAUGGCGGGUACCUUGGUUAUUUCAAUCCUGAACCUUCGGUAAAUGAAACUCAAAGAAAAUAUUACAGUGGUAAUUCGAGGAACAACGACGCCCUGUUUAUAUUUGAUACUGUCAAUCCCUAUCAUUGUUCAAGUACAUCAUCUUGUAGCGAUGCUUUAAUGGAAUUCGGCAAAGACAUAAGAAAGGUCGGUGUUAACAUUAGCUGGACUGGAUGGAAAGACGAUCUUUCUGGAAUAAGGGAGUACGACAUUGAUAUUUAUUUGACUCAACAAAAUCGCAGCAGUCUCAGAGAAAACCAUCCGGCCAAGAAAACUUUUCAGAAGUGGACAUUGGGAGAUCCAAUUCCAAGUUUUACACCUGAGAUAGCUGGUACAUACUCAAUUGUUCUCACAGCAGUAGAUAACACAGGUCAUGGUGGAUCUAGCGGUAAUGUAGAGACAGCUAGACGACUGUUCAUUUAUGACAACAACUCUGUUGUAGAUACAGUACAACAUAAACCAUUAAAACCGAUAUCUGCUUCUCAGAAUUUUACAUCAGGUAACUCUACAUCAAAUAAAAUGUGUCACUGGCAGCAUAACUUACAGGAUGAAAGUGGAAAAGGCGAGAGUGUAGUAUUUGAAUGGACUGAUAGGUUUAUAAACCGUUAUCACCAUAUGAAUAAGAUUCUUGGAGCAGUAGAUAAUUACCAGGAAAGAGAAAUUCUGCCUGAAUAUGAUGACUUUGAUGAAGGCGAGAGAACACGGUCGGAAAUUCAAAAUGCUAAUGCAAUAGUAAGAUUUAACUACACUUUCCUCAAAGACCACAGUGGGGGAAGAAACAUAACGACAAUGCCCGAAGACAACUGGAAUCCUACAGACAAUGUACUCGAUCAAGGCCAACGGUUAGACAUACCGAGAGAAGAUGGUGACACAGUACGACUCUGGGUAAGAGCCAUAGAUGUGAUGGGAACUUAUGUUAACGAUAGCGUAUGUGUUCAUUUUGACUCAUCACCACCAGUCAUAGAGGACAUCUGGCUUGUUGAUAAUGACAGAGAACAACUUGCAGUCCACAAUGUGAGAGAUCUUUAUGAGAUGCGAUUCCGGUUCAAAGCAUUCGAUAUUCACAGCGGGCUUUACAAUGUACAUUGGAAACUAUAUGACAACUAUACCGAUAUUGAAGAGACACUAGGAGAGGGGCAUACACAUGUAAUAAAGAUAGACAACACUACACAGGAUGCAUCAAGUUAUUGUGUACCAGCAGGACAAUGCUAUGGAAUACAGUAUGAUAUCAAACCAGAUCGAAAUGACUUUUCUAAGCCUGGAGGGACACACGAACACGACUAUUUCCUGAUAAUAACGGUCACCAACGUUGCUCGACUAGUCACAACUCUUACUCUAAAAAUUACAAUCGACACAUCUCCACCCCACCCUGGUGUUGUACACGAUGGACGUUCUGGUAGUGUGGAAGUUGAUUUCCAGCAGGAUUAUACAUUACAUGCGCAUUGGUCUCAGUUCUUCGACAGAGAAAGUGGCAUCAUGUUUUACAGAUAUGGGUUUAGUAAUAGCUGCCUUGAAGCAGAUGCCUUCACUGGCAUCAAUAAAACGUCAAUGGUAGAGAAUACAACUUUAACUGAAGUGAGUACGACUGCUUCUGGACCUGGAAAAUAUUUUUGCACUGUGGUUGCCUUCAAUGGUGCAAUGGAACCUUCCGAACCUGUUUGCUCAGAUGGUGUCACGAUAGACAUUACUCCUCCAGAUGUACAUUCCAUCAUUGUUGACCAUAUACACACUAGACCUGGGGUUGUAAGACAUGGCAAUUCUACAUGGCUCAUAACACGGCAUGGCUAUAAACAACGAUUGAAUGAAUCACGUUGCAGUUUUAGAGAAGUAGAGGUCCCCGAUAUAAGUGUAUUCGCUGAAACCAAAUAUAGUGAGUACAGCAUAGGGUGUGAGAAUGGUGCAUUCAUAAACCGCCUCUAUCUGACACAGGAAAGACAGCUAAAUGUGAACUGGACAGGAUUUGAUGUUGAAUCGGAAAUAUUUGACUUUGAGCUAGGAUUAAGCAGCACAGAUUCGCCACUUGCCCCUGACAUAAUGCCAUUUAAAUCGACGAACCAGAGACCGUCAUGGAACCUCUAUCAUCCACCACUAUCUGAGGGUCAGUUGAUCUGGAUUAUAAUUAAAGCAACGAACAGGGCCAGGAUGACAACAUCAAAGGUAUUUGGGCCCUUGAUCAUUGAUGUCACUGCACCCAAAUUUGAAAGUGAAAUAAAAGUGUAUGUAGAAAGGGAAUAUUUACGAGUGGAUUGGGAUUCUUCCAAAGUAUAUGAUGCUGAAGAUGCAGAGAAAUUGCAGUAUUUGAUCGCCAUUGGACAAGACAGUUACCACAAAGACAUGCUUGGCUUUUCUCAACUUACGGCCGGGGGUUCCUGUAAUGUGUCCUACAAUAACUGCACAGCAGUUCUUCUUACUAAGUUGAAUAUUCACUCUGCCCAUCCGCAAGCACUGGUAGCGUCCAUUAAAGUAACCAAUGCAGCUGGUUUGUCAACAAUUGCCUCGUCGGAACCAUACGUACAUUACACAACUUUGCC